Messenger RNA from Paralichthys olivaceus (Japanese flounder), 423 nucleotides. Its product is annotated as ninjurin-1-like. The record is from RefSeq and is a predicted model, not a curated record. NCBI's taxonomy places the organism in Eukaryota, Metazoa, Chordata, Actinopteri, Pleuronectiformes, Paralichthyidae. Gene Ontology annotation, biological process: tissue regeneration; cell adhesion. Gene Ontology annotation, cellular component: membrane.
AUGAUGAACAUCAGCAGCAGGAGCAGGAGAAGUGGGGCCGAGACCUCCCAUGAAGAUGUUCUGCCUGAAGGCCCAGCCCCACUCAAUAUGAACCACUAUGUCAAUAAGAAGAGUGCAGCUGAGAGCAUGCUGGAUGUGGCUCUUCUGAUGGCAAACGCCUCCCAGCUGAAGGCAGUGCUGGAGCAGGGGCCGCGUAUUUCCUUCUUCACCCCCAUCAUCACCCUAAUCAGCAUCUCCCUCUGUCUGCAGGUCACAGUCGGGGUCCUGCUUAUCUUCAUAGUUCGAUGGAAUCUGAAUGAUGAACGAAAGCAUAGGAGGCUGGACACGAUGGAAAACUUGGUCACGAGCCUGGUUUUUAUCACCGUGGUGGUCAACAUCUUCAUCGCCGCCUUUGGAGUGAACCGGCCGACUGGCAACGACUGA